Molecule: messenger RNA, 942 nt
Organism: Malassezia vespertilionis
Lineage: Eukaryota; Fungi; Basidiomycota; Malasseziomycetes; Malasseziales; Malasseziaceae
Gene: RPP0
Product: ribosomal protein P0 (A0) (L10E)
Exons: 1
Coding region: 1-942 (313 amino acids)
Biological process (GO): cytoplasmic translation; ribosome biogenesis; ribosomal large subunit assembly
Cellular component (GO): cytosolic large ribosomal subunit
Molecular function (GO): large ribosomal subunit rRNA binding; structural constituent of ribosome
Source: RefSeq, a predicted model, not a curated record
AUGGGUAUUACUCGUGCUUCGAAGGAGGCUUGGUUUACGCGUAUCUCUGAGCUGUUUGAUAGCUACCCCUCGAUUUUCAUUGUGAACGUCGACAAUGUGAGCUCUCAGCAGAUGCACCAGAUCCGUCGGUCGCUCCGCGGUGAGGGUGUUGUGAUCAUGGGCAAGAACACCAUGGUCCGUCGUGCGCUCCGCCAGAUUGUGGCCGACCACCCCGAUCUCGAGAAGAUUGUGCCGCACAUCCGGGGCAACAUUGGAUUUGUCUUCACCUCUGGUGACCUCAAGGACGUGCGUGCCAAGAUCCUCGAGAACCGUGUUGCCGCGCCUGCGCGUGCCGGUGCCUAUGCGCCUUCGGAUAUCUACGUGAAUGCGUGCAACACUGGUAUGGAGCCCGGUAAGACGUCCUUCUUCCAGGCCCUCGGUGUCCCGACCAAGAUUGCGCGUGGUACGAUCGAGAUUGUAUCCGACGUCAAGGUCGUCAACGCUGGCGACCGUGUCGGCACUUCGGAGGCUACGCUCUUGAACUUGCUCAACAUUUCGCCGUUCACCUACGGUAUGGUCAUUGAGCAGAUCUUCGACAACGGCCAAGUGUUCGAGCCUAGCGUGCUCGACUUCUCGGAGGAGGACUUGCUCAAGCGCUUCAUGGGCGGUGCCAACCAGAUCACCUGCAUCUCGCUCGCGCUCAACCACCCCACCAUUGGCUCGGUCAUGCACAAUGUGGUCAAUGCGUACAAAAAGGUCCUUGCCGUCUCUAUCGCCACGGACUACGACUUUGACGGCUCUGAGCAAAUCAAGGAGCGCAUCCGCAACCCCGAUGCCUUUGCUGCCGCUGCGCCUGCCGCGCCUGCCGCUGCUGCCGGUGGCGAGGCUGCGCCGGCCGCCGAGGAAAAGAAGGAGGAGGAAGAAGAGUCUGACGGUGACAUGGGCUUUGGUCUCUUUGACUAA